This is a messenger RNA of Angiostrongylus costaricensis, 711 nucleotides long. NCBI's taxonomy places the organism in Eukaryota, Metazoa, Nematoda, Chromadorea, Rhabditida, Metastrongylidae. The record is from the annotation of a GenBank genome assembly.
AUGUCCAGUCGAGGGUUCUUUUCCCUGGAAUCCCGGCGUAACCAUGCUAGAACGUUCCCAGGUCAUCAACAAGGGCAGUCGUCAGUCCUUGUUUACCAGAGGGAGAUUCUGUUUUGUGACAGAUUAUGUCAAGACGACGAUACCCGUCGUAUAAAUGAUAUAAGAGAACUACAGAGGGCAAGAGAGAAGAAAAACGGACUUACCGAAAUUGAAUGCGCAGUGGGAAAGGAAAAGGCUGCUGCCCUAGAAGAUGGUAUCCAGAUGGCUGGUGGAACGAUGGCUUUGAGUGGUAAGCAGAAAGCACGGAUAGAAGCUGCUGGAAUUGAGGCUGGAAUCAGGGAACAAUUCGAGAAGGAGACGUUACUUCGUGACGAGCAUGAAGAACUGCGGAAGUUCAUCGACCAGGGGCUUCGUCGUGACAGCGGAACAACCAGUACCGAGCAACAGAAGGAAGAUUCUGAUGUGCUCAUGAGAGCGGCAAGUAAAUUGAAAGGUUAUCGCAGUGAGGCAAGUAAUGAGCUGUUGUCGGAGCAUAUGUUGGCAGGAAUUCCAGAAGUUGACUUGGGUAUAAGUGCAAGGAUAUCAAAUAUUUUGGAAACGGAAAAGAAGAAAAGUGAACUACUAGAGCAAGCGAUGGAAAGAGCACGUAAAGCAGCAUUAUGUCCUCAAAAACCGGCCGACGAGGUAUACGUAACAUUUUUUGUUAAUUAA